This is a messenger RNA of Jatropha curcas, 666 nucleotides long. NCBI's taxonomy places the organism in Eukaryota, Viridiplantae, Streptophyta, Magnoliopsida, Malpighiales, Euphorbiaceae. The record is from RefSeq and is a predicted model, not a curated record.
AUGCAUCCAGGUAGCACCAUAUCAAGAUUUGAAGAAAGACUACUGGUGGCCAGGCAUGAAGAGAGACAUCGGAGAUGUUGUAACAAGAUGUUUAACAUGUCAACAAAACAGGUAAAAGCAGAACAUCAACUGCCAUCCGGGUUACUUCAUCCAAUAACAGUGCCAACAUGGAAAUGGGAUCAGAUCACGAUGGAUGUUGUUACUGGCUUACCACAGACGCAGCGGAAGCAUGAUGCAGUAUGGGUGAUUGUGGACAGAUUAACUAAGUCCGCACACUUUCUACCAGUUAAGAUGGACUAUUCUCUAGACAAGUUAGCAACUAUUCUCUGGACAAAACUUAGUGAGAAGAAGAUUUUGGGUCCAGAUUUGGUGAGAGACACAGAAGAGAAAGCAGAAAUCAUCAGAAGACGGCUGAAGGAAGCAAGUGAUCGACAGAAAUCCUAUGCGGAUUUAAAGAGAAAAGACAUUGAGUAUUCAGUUGGGGAUAAAGUAUUUUUGAAGGCUUCACCAUGGAAGAAGAUCCUAAGGUUUGGACAAAAGGGUAAGCUAAGCCCUAGGUUCAUUGGUCCAUACGAGAUUGUUGAACGCGUAGGACCAUUAGCCUAUCGCCUAGCAUUACCUCCAACUUUAGAUCGAUUCAUAAUGUCUUUCAUGUAUCAAUGUUAA